AAAAAGGCCAUCCAAAUUGAGAUAUUUUGGGUUGGAAAAAAUGGUGGACAACUGCUAAUUCUCCAACCGCUACAGUUGUUGCUACUUGCUCACAUGCUUCUCCUCUCAAAGCGCCAACAAUUCGGACAAGUUUUGCCGAGUAGAGCGAUGGCGGCCGUACCUGAAAACGACACGCAACAGAAUACUAUGCCUGUCGCCGGCGAAAACCUCGCUGCGGCGGAGGUGGCCGCUGGCAGUUCUUCUCUGGUUAGGUGGGAGAGGUUUCUGCCGAAAUUAACCGUUAGAGUAUUAUUGGUUGAAGCUGAUGAUUCCACAAGGCAGAUUAUUGCUGCACUUCUCAGGAAAUGCAGCUACAAAGGAUAUGUUAUACGCUUUCAAAUUCUGCUAGCAUUUAAGGAGCUUUAUAUGUGGCAAAGAGGAUGAUCUCUAACUUGCAGCAACCCGACCAGGUUGAGCUGUUGCGGCAGUUUCUGAUGGUUUGAAAGCAUGGGAGGUAUUGAAAGCUAAAGCUGAGAACAUUGAUCUUAUUCUGACAGAAGUUGAAUUGCCAUCAAUCUCUGGAUAUGCCCUUCUCACUUUAAUUAUGGAGCAUGAUAUUUGUAAAAAUAUUCCAGUGAUAAUGAUGUCUUCAUAUGACUCUGUCAGUAUAGUUUACAAAUGCAUGUUGAGAGGUGCAGCUGAUUUUCUUGUAAAGCCUAUCAGGAAAAAUGAGCUCAGGAACUUGUGGCAGCAUGUGUGGAGGAAACAAGUUCAAUCAAGUGGUGCUGGCCUUGGACCUCCAGAUGAGAGCGUGGCGCAACAGAAGAUUGAAGCUACAGCUGAGAACAAUGGUACUAGUAAUCAAUCAAGUCAACAGAAAAUUGAAGCCACGGCUGAGAACAAUGCUACAAGUAAUCAUUCAAGUGGUUAUAUGGCAUGUGUUCAGAGAAAUAGGGAGUGCAUCGAGAAAGGAACUGAUGCCCAGAGUUCAUGCACGAAGCCGGAGCUGGAAACUGAAGGACCAGAUGUUGAGCAUGUACAUUCUCUCUUACAGCCAAAAACUAACAAAUGUCUUUCAGACAACGUAAAUACUUAUGUGCUCAAAGAACGUCAAGAAGAAAGCAGAAGAACAAGAGCGCAUGAUAAUGAGGCUGGAGGGUUGCAGAUUGUGGCUAGCAUGGAUGUUAACUAUGGAAACACACAAGGACAGGACAAGAACCCUUCUUUGGAACAAGUUAAUGUCACUGGUCAGGGUUCUGAGAAUAAUCAUGUCAGAGAGGCUAUUGACUUAAUUGGAGCUUUUAGUAACUGUUGUAAAGGAACUUUGGCCAGUCCCGCCUCAAAUACCAGCACAAACAAGUUUGAUAUUUUGCCCCUGUUGGAUCUGUCUCUGAGAAGAUCUCAUCCUAGUGGCUCGGUGAAUCAAGUAAACGAUGAAACCCGCAGGAUAAACCAUUCGGAUGCAUCAGCAUUUUCUCGGUAUGUCAACAAGCCAUUGCAGCGAAGAAACUCCACAUCUCGAAGCACAUGUAAUCAACAGAAAGACCUUGGGACCAAUUCGGAGAAACAACAAUCUAAUCAUACCCCUGAGUAUACUUCCGAUGCACAUGGUUCAAGAAUAAGCUCACAGAAAUAUGCUUCCGUGACUGGGACCCGGACUGGACUACCCGAAACUCCAUUUUGCUACCCUCAGCUAAGAGAAAAUUCUCAACCAAUUCCAGCUAGAGGUGUAGGAUUUGAAAAUGUGAUCAACGGAUUUGGUGCUGUGAUGCCUCAAAUGUAUUCUGCACAAUCUGGCCUGUCACCUUUGCCGAGUCCCGGUGCAGCUAGCCACAAACAGUCUUUUGCUUAUUUGAAUCAUCAAGCAGACCAUCAGCCCACAAAUUCUCAGAGUUUUCGUGACCUUCUUGAUCAAAGGGUCAGCUGUACCAUGGAGCAAACUGAUAAUAAACAAGGCCAGAAGCAUAAAACUUUUGAGGAUAGAGGACACUUUUCUUUUGCCAAUGAUCAGAGUCCUAACAGUGGUUGCUAUAAUGGCUAUACAAGCCACCAUCAGAGCAUAGGUUCUGGUGCCAUUGGCCAGAUUAAUUCUAUCUCAGUUGUCGAUGCCACAUCAGAUGCUGCUAGUGAAGAGGGAGCCCAAGUUCAUGAGAGUGAUUCAAGUCGGUCCAUGCAAAGAGAAGUGGCUCUAACAAAAUUUAGACUGAAGAGGAAGGAGAGAUGCUUUGAGAAGAAGGUGCGCUAUGAAAGCAGGAGGAAGCUGGCUGAGCAGCGUCCUCGUGUGAAAGGGCAGUUUGUGCGACAAGUACCUGAUGAUGCUCAACCAGGAAGCUGACAGCUGGUUAGCUCAGCAUCCUCUUAAAUUUUUAGAGAGUGAUCAGUUUAGAUCACUGUGAUUGUUAGAAAGUAGAAAUGUUCCAAGGGCUUUCAAGGCUUCAAGCUGAAAGUGAAAAUGAUUACUUUUACCAUGUAAAAAAAGGCUGAUUGCCAUGUAAGUUUUGUACUAUAUAUUUUCACUUUGUUUAGGAAUUUACUGCAUAGACAAGUCUAGUUAAUAGAUAUAUGUCAGUUAAAAGCCACAUCUUAGUACAGUUGUUGCUACUGAAUUCCCAUAUUCUUUUCCAAGUUGAGUUGCAUCUGAUGAUGCCAAUAGGUA
Messenger RNA from Salvia hispanica, 2635 nucleotides. The record is from RefSeq and is a predicted model, not a curated record. NCBI's taxonomy places the organism in Eukaryota, Viridiplantae, Streptophyta, Magnoliopsida, Lamiales, Lamiaceae.